Talaromyces amestolkiae is the source of this 726-nucleotide messenger RNA. RefSeq lists its product as uncharacterized. The coding region runs from base 1 to 726 and encodes 241 amino acids. Lineage: Eukaryota; Fungi; Ascomycota; Eurotiomycetes; Eurotiales; Trichocomaceae. The transcript has 2 exons. The record is from RefSeq and is a predicted model, not a curated record.
AUGCUUAAGGAAACCAAAGAUCUAUUUUUGACACUCCCAGAAGACGAAGAUUGGUUUCCCAGUUAUGUCAAGGAAAAAUUACAACAAAUGCUAAAGCCUACCGAGCCAGGCUUUAAUCUGAAUGAGUUUUACAAUUGCAUUGAUCAAGAUAAAAAUUUCGGUGUUUUCGUGUUGAAGAUGGCAGUAGAGAUUCUUUUCGAUCACUUACCUCUCUGGGAACGUAUAUCUGAAUAUGACACCACAACAAAACAAGAGCCUCUUGCUGCUGAAUCUACAGGUGAAGAAGAGGCUUCUGCUGUUGCUGAAACUGCAGAUGAGGAAGAUGCUCCUGCUGCUGAGACUGCAGAUGAGGAAGAUGCUCCUGCUUCUGAGACUGCAGAUGAGGAAGAUGCUCCUGCUGCUGAAACUGCAGAUGAGGAAGAUGCUCCUGCUGCUGAAUCGGUAUAUGAGGAAGAUGCUCCUGCUGCUGAAUCGGCAUAUGAGGAAGAGGCUCCUGCUGCUGCUGAUACUGCAGAUGAACCGGGCGUUUCUCAAAAUGAUGAAGCUGAGUACGUGGAAUAUGCUCCCACCAAUGAUGAAAGCCCCAAAAGUUUGCAGGUUGCCGAAGCACGGCCCAGUGAAGACGCAGCCGAAGCUCUCCAUAGUCAUAUGGUCAGGGCUAAAGCUGCAGACUUGAGGUUGUAUUUAAACUGGGGAGGCAUUUCUUCUAAAAAAAAAGGCCAAUAG